GUAACAAACAUAUAUAAAUAAAAACAGACAAAAAGUGCGUUGGUUUAUUAUAAUCUGUAUAAAAUAUGCAUGAACUAACUUCAUUCGUCUUCAGUCGUACGCUCACGUUAAAGCUUUUCAAGAUGGUCGUCCAUCAAAUAGACACAGAAAUAAGCUAAUUUAUGAGUUUAUUCGCCCAGGGAAAAAACUCACUUCAAAACAUUUGGCCAGUUUGUGUGGUGAAAACAUUGUCCUCUUGGGUUCCCCAUACUUGCGUCUACCUCUCCGCCUCACAGGCUAAAAGAUGGCCGAAGCACAUCCAUGGCCUAGCCGGUUCUUCUGUCACAGAUGCUCCGCGGAAAUAAGUCCUCGCCUUCCCGAUUACACCUGUCCAAGAUGUGAAUCGGGGUUCAUUGAGGAAUUGCUGGAAGAAAGAAGUGCUGACAAUGGCUCCGUGUCUUCCAUCUCCAGCGGGCCACAAAACCAGCAACCAUUUGAGAGCACAGACCAGCACUUGUUUACAUUCCCGUCGGGCUACGGCCAGUUCUCACUAAGCGUCUUCGAUGACGCCUUCGACUUUGGGGCCGGACUCGGAGCAGAAGACAACCGCGACGCCGAGAGCCGGCGAGAAAGGGAGAAUGCGUCGCGGCAACGCUACAGCACCAGGCAACCAAGGAGUCGUCACGGCUCCAGACGGCAGCCGGGCAGACAUGAUGGAGUUCCGACUUUGGAGGGAAUCAUUCAGCAACUAGUGAAUGGAAUCAUUGCGCCGACUGCGAUGCCAAAUAUUGGAGUUGGACCCUGGGGCGUUCUUCAUUCGAAUCCUAUGGAUUAUGCAUGGGGUGCUAAUGGGCUAGAUGCUAUUAUAACACAGUUAUUAAACCAGUUUGAGAACACGGGGCCUCCGCCUGCUGAUAGAGAUAAAAUAAAAAAUCUUCCUUCAGUCUUAGUUUCAGCGGAGCAUGUUGCUUCAGGGCUGGAAUGUCCAGUGUGCAAAGAAGAUUACAGUGUGGGAGAAAACGUGAGGCAGUUGCCGUGCAAUCACAUGUUCCACAAUGAUUGCAUUGUACCCUGGCUAGAGCAGCACGACACGUGUCCAGUGUGCAGGAAAAGCUUGAGCGGCCAGAAUACGGCGACUAACCCUCCAGAACUAUCAGGGAUUAACUAUACCUCCUCCUCUUCCUCCACUUCCUCAACAUCUUCCUCAUCCUCUUCCACCCCGCAAUCCUCCAGCUCUACCAGUAAUGAGAACUCCACUGACAACUCGUAGAGAAAACUUUCUUAUCCGUCUCCACAUUUACUUUUAUUAUGAGCCGUCUGGAGCUCCAGGCCUGCUCUCGUCUCUAAAAGAGGCAAAAACUGGGGUGAAUUCUCAUUGAGACAGCACUCGGUUCAGUGGUAAGAGGUGAGGUCCGACUGCUCCUGCUUUGUUUUUUUUUUUUGUUUCUUUUUUUAAAAUCGUUCAGGGAUCCAAACAGAAGUCUGGCUGGAAGCCCCAUGGACGACAGCCGCUUUAAGGGACAAUGUGGGGAAGCGUGCAAGAGACUUCAGACGACAUCUCAUGCCAGAGCAUUUUUGAAUUGAACUGUUUUUGCAAAUUGACAUGUACAUUUAUUCCAUUUUCAAGAUCUAUCAUAUCCAAGGUUUUACUGUGUGUCCAUAUGUUCUAUCAUGGUUCAUUUUAUUUUCAAAUUUGCAGGUGUUUAAUUAUGAAAUCUUCACUUGCAGGAUAAGACCCAACUGUAUUUUGAUGUGAGAACUUGCUUUCCACACACACAUACACAGCAUUUUUUUUUUUUUUUACCCGCCAAACCUAAAAAUCUUUCAGAUUCUCCAUGUAGUUGGAACAUUUCAUGCGCGGUAUAACCUCAGUGGACAGUCAGUGCUUCUCAAAGGUUGCCAGUUGAUUUGCAGUAUGAAAAUAAAGAGGUUUGGGUGGUAUCACUCAAGACUCAUUGUUCUUGUGUGUAUUUUUUUUUUUUAACCAAACUAAUGUAAUCAAUAAUCCGGCACAGGUCCUCAUUUGUUACAAGACUAAUGAAUAGAGAGCCAUUUUGCUAAGAACAUGUUCCUAUUUUAUCAUCAAUAAGCAGAAACAGGACCCAUUUUGAUCCCAAACCAAUGAGGAAGCAACUUCAAUGUAGAAUAAGAUUUUUUAGAUAGUUUUGUACUUGCUCACGUUCUCUUGUUAGUAAUUCUUGCCUGCAUCAAUGGUGUUAUCAAUUCUGCUUCCGUUUUAAUUGUAUGGUCUUCAAAGGUGUAUUUCCUCCAUUUUGAAUCACUCCACUCAGGUUCAAAGGACUUCCAUCACAACACAUUGUUCCUAUGUAACUGAUUUAAGUUUCAUGGUGAGAGAAAGGGAAUAGUUUAGCUUUACUAUGUGAGACUACUCAAAAUUUUCAACAAUGGGAAUGAGUCUGUUGUAAAUGAGUUGCCUUUUCAUCUUUGUGUUCACGGCUAUUUUAUAAACUCGUAGCCAUUGACAGCGAUAGACAUCAGAUCCAUUUUAACUUCUUUGGCUGGCAUUAGAUGAUCAUGUUUCAGUGCCAUUGACUGUGCUAAACGUCUAUUUUGGCAUGGCCGCGAUCGAUCGCUUUCAGUCAAAAUUGAUUUGACGACUAUCAUUGUCGAUUGCAGCCAAUGAGUUAAAUUAUGAAAAAUUUUAAAGCUGAUCCAACAGUAAUAAGUUUGUUGGUGUGUUUCCUUAAUAGUAACAGUAACGUUUUGUUAUGCCAAAUUUUCUGUCAUGUCAUUGUAAAACAGUUUGUCAAUCUCUGUCAAUGGCAGCCAAUGAGUUAAAUGGUUUUUCAAAACCUCAAUAAAAUUUUGUUGUAUCAAUAUCUUUUUAAGUUAAUAUAAUGAUAUAAAUUAGUUCAUACAUUCUCUGUGAUAUUUCAUUGGUAACCAUACCGCAGGGGUCAGCAACCUGUGGCUCUAAAGCCUCAUGUGGCUUUAUAGCGCUAGCGCUCGUUAUUGCCCUAGUGUCUGCCUGGAGCUUUUUCAAAAAUGUUUGAAAAUGGAAAAAUAUUGGAGAAGAAAAUAUAUUUAUGUUUUAAUAUUUUUUCUGUUGGAGGACAAACAUUCUUCUAAUUUAUUAAUAUUGUAAUGAAAUUAAAUUUAGGCGGCAUCGUACAACUGAGUAGUCAGGUGGUGCGUCAUUACACGGCAUGGAAAAUAUGGAUUUCAUCAUUAAGGUUCAUUAUGUACAGUGGCGAGAACAAGUAUUUGAUACACUGCCAAUGGGUUUUCCCAUUCGCCAAUGGGUUUUCCCAUUCGCAGUGUAUCAAAUACUUGUUCUCCCCACUGUAUAUGUAGCCAACUUAGAUACAUACAGUGCUGGCUAAAAGUACUGUACAGUGUAUCGCAAAAGUGAGUACACCCCUCGAAUUUUUGCAGAUAUUUAAGUAUAUCUUUUCACGGGACAACACCGACAAAAUGACACUUUGACGCAAUGAAAAGUAGUCUGUGUGCAGCUUAUACAAGAGUUAAUUUAUAUUCCCCUCAAAAUAUAGCCAUUGAUAUCUAAACCCCUGACAACAAAUGUGAGUAGACUCCAUAGAAACUACGUACAUCCCUAAAUGUCCAGGAGCACCAUUUUCCACCAUAAUGUAGGGCCCAGUGUGAGAAAGCUGGGUCUCCCUCAGUGGUCAUGGGUCUUCCAGCAGGACAAUGACCCAAAACACACUUCAAAAAGCACUAGAAAACGGUUUGAGGGAAAGCAAUGGAGACUUCAAAAGUGGCCAGCAAUGAGUCCAGACCUGAAUUCCAUAGAACACCUGUGGCGUAGUGGUGCACGAUAUUUAUCAGUCCGAUAAUUAUCGGUCCGAUAAUAGGAAUUAUGACGUCAUCCCAAUAAAUCCGAUAACCAUAUGUUAUCGGGCCUAUUAUUAUUCUUUUUGGCGUGGUGUCGGAUGAGGAUGUGUGCAUUUGUUUCUACUCCUGUUUUGCCAGAAUGCAAAGUUUUGUUACUGUUCUAGAGGCCGUAUUUUUCCUUCACUGAGUUAUAAACCUUACUAUGGCAAUUAGCAAAUGUUUGCAUUUUACAGUGUUAUGUUUACAAGUUCUUGAGAGGCCUUUUGGUUAUUGAUAGGCUUGCUGUUCUAUAACUGCCAAGUUAAGAAAGUUGUUUCAUGGACCAAGUCGACAAGUCUCCUCUCCUGUUGCACCAUUUUUUUUUUUUAUCUGCUGACAAAGCAGAAUACCUGUUGGGUUUAUGUUUGUUUUAGAUCAGUGCUCAUUGUUCAGGGGAACACAUCGUCAAUGAUAUUG
This is a messenger RNA of Corythoichthys intestinalis (scribbled pipefish), 4248 nucleotides long. Its product is annotated as E3 ubiquitin-protein ligase RNF126. Gene Ontology annotation, molecular function: ubiquitin protein ligase activity. The transcript has 9 exons. The coding region runs from base 284 to 1249 and encodes 321 amino acids. Gene Ontology annotation, biological process: protein ubiquitination. Gene Ontology annotation, cellular component: cytoplasm. NCBI's taxonomy places the organism in Eukaryota, Metazoa, Chordata, Actinopteri, Syngnathiformes, Syngnathidae. The record is from RefSeq and is a predicted model, not a curated record.